AGGUGCAGUUCUAGACCUGAAGGUGGCUCCUCCAUUCCGAGCUCCGGCCCCUCACAAACAGAGCGUGGGGCAACGCUGUGCAGUUACCAUGGAGACGCUGCUGGUGCUGGUGGUGCUGCUGGGCCUGGUGGGGUGCUCCACCACCCCUGAUGAUGAGCCUGAGCCGCUUCGUGUCACCGGUGUGUGGGUGACAGUGCCACGACAGCUUAGCCUCCGGGCUGAUACCAACCCCCUGACUGUCUCCUACUGGCUGGAGGUGCAGGGGAAGCCACAGGUCCUGCGCCUGCGGCCCAGGAAGGGCCUGGCCUCCCAGCCUUUCACUUUGGUCACCUAUGGCGAGGAUGGGGCACGUCGGGAGGAGCAUGUCUACGUUCAGGACAAUUGCUUCUAUCAAGGUGAGGUGCAGGGAAGUCCCGGCUCCCUGGUGGCCCUCGGCACCUGCGGCAGGGGCCUCCGUGGAGUGCUUUGGAUGGAAGGCAGCACCUAUGAGAUCGAGCCCAUCCCUGAUGAUCCAGCCUUUCAGCACAUGCUCUACCGCAUGGAGGCAGACAGCGACCCGACGGGCCCCACGUGCGGGCUGACCCCCACAGAGCUGCAGUACCAGAAGACUGUGCUGCCCUGGCUUCAGGCUCCACGCACAGAGGAGAAGUACAUGCUGAAGGACUGGUGGACACAUACCAGGUAUGUGAAGUUAGUAGUGGUCGUGGACAACGUGCGGUUUGUGAGGUCAGACAGGAAUGAAUCCAAAGUCUUGAGGCAAGUCCUCGAAGUUGUCAAUAUUGGAGAUUCUCUGUAUGACCAGCUUUCUGUUCAACUGUUCCUUGUGGGACUGGAGAUUUGGACCAAAGGCAAUCUUAUAAACAUUACUAACUCUGUAAACAAGGCACUUUCAGACUUUAACAAAUGGCGAAAAACAGACCUAUAUCCACGGAUGCGCCAUGACGUUGCUCACUUAUUUGCAUUUCAGGGCUUUGGAAAAAGCCUGGGAUUGGCAUAUCUGGGGUCCAUAUGUGACAGGCAGUGGUCAUCAGCAGUUGAUUCCUUCACCAACAGGAGGCUGUCUUCAUUUAUUGUCACAUUUGUCCAUGAGCUGGGCCAUAAUCUUGGGAUGCGUCAUGAUGAACGGCACUGUAAAUGCAGGCGGAAGAGGUGCAUUAUGUACGAAAGUGAAUCUGACACCGACGCAUUCAGUGACUGCAGUUACAAAGACUACUUUGACCUGCUUGGGAGUGGUGGUAGCUGCCUGCGUCAGUCACCAGCACUUGGCAGCUACUACACUCUGAAGCGUGAAUACUGUGGGAAUAAGAUAGUAGAAAGCGGAGAGCAGUGCGACUGUGGUUCAAAAUCAGACUGCAGAAACGAUCCUUGUUGUCACCCUAACUGCACGUUGACUGAAGGUUCAGUUUGUGCUUCUGGAAAAUGUUGCAAGGGCUGUCAGAUCCUUCCAGCAGGAACACUCUGCAGAGCACGUACUGGUAACUGCGACCUGCCGGAGUACUGCAAUGGGACCUCGCCUUGGUGCAACCCAGACCUGUAUGUACAAGAUGGAGCCCCUUGUGAAGAUGGUGCCUAUUGCUACAAAGGAAAAUGUUCUUCCCACAGUAAACAAUGCAAGCAUCUUUUUGGCAAACAAGCCAGGCCCGCUCCUUUAGAUUGCUUCAAAGAAGUGAAUAGUCGAGGUGACCGUUUUGGAAAUUGUGGUAUUCGUAACGGUAUUCAUUUUACUAAGUGCAGUGUUGAGGAUGCCUUAUGUGGAAGGCUACAGUGUGAAAACAUACCCAAGUUGCCCUCUUUGCAGAACCACAUAACAGUCAUCCAAACCCCUGCCAGAGGUAAAAAGUGUUGGGGUCUUGACUAUCACAUAGGGAUGCCUGUAGCUGACUUGGGGGCUGUGGAAGAUGGCACGACGUGUGGCAGCAACAAGAUUUGUAUUGACAGGACGUGUACCGAUAUUUCAGUGCUGAAUUAUGAUUGUAACAUAACAAAGUGCCAUAACAGAGGAGUGUGUAACAAUCUUAGAAACUGUCACUGCGACUAUGGUUGGGCUCCUCCAUAUUGUGAUCGGGAAGGAUUUGGAGGUAGCAUUGACAGCGGGCCCCCUCCAUCCAAGCAGAUUUUUCGGAGGUCAAGAAUAGGAGUAGUUGGCCUUGUUUUUCCUGUUGUUCUUGGAGUUAUUCUUGUCAUAUAUUAUAAAAAGGAAAUAGGGGAAUGGUUUAUGAGGAUAAGGCCUGAUUUCACAGAAGGAGUUAGUGGUUGUUUCAAAUACUGCAAAUGCCAGUAGUUGCUAUAUAACACCUACUGCUGAGACAAAAUCUACUACCGUGCACUUCGCAAAGACCAACAAAGUUCUGGCUUUGGAUGCU
Centrocercus urophasianus (Greater sage-grouse) is the source of this 2363-nucleotide messenger RNA. RefSeq names its product disintegrin and metalloproteinase domain-containing protein 21-like. Gene Ontology annotation, cellular component: plasma membrane; external side of plasma membrane; sperm head plasma membrane. Lineage: Eukaryota; Metazoa; Chordata; Aves; Galliformes; Phasianidae. The transcript has a single exon. Gene Ontology annotation, molecular function: metalloendopeptidase activity. The record is from RefSeq and is a predicted model, not a curated record. Gene Ontology annotation, biological process: proteolysis; male gonad development. Bases 89 to 2281 code for a protein of 730 amino acids.